Molecule: messenger RNA, 4707 nt
Organism: Monodelphis domestica (gray short-tailed opossum)
Lineage: Eukaryota; Metazoa; Chordata; Mammalia; Didelphimorphia; Didelphidae
Gene: ANKRD27
Product: ankyrin repeat domain 27
Biological process (GO): neuron projection morphogenesis; early endosome to late endosome transport
Cellular component (GO): plasma membrane; neuron projection; transport vesicle
Molecular function (GO): guanyl-nucleotide exchange factor activity; SNARE binding
Source: RefSeq, a predicted model, not a curated record
AAAACUCAUUUUUUGGAAUACCUGAAGUCCAUAUGGCUUUGUAUGAUGAAGAUCUCAUGAAAAAUCCUUUUUAUCUGGCAAUUCAAAAAAGGCGUCCAGAUCUUUGUAGCAGAGUUGCUGAAGUCCAUGGUAUUGGAGCCUCAAGGCACAAACCUAGAAGAAGGAUGUGACUCCAAAAUGUCUAUAAGAAAUAUCUUCAAAGGAAAACACAACUUGGACUGAAGUUCAACUAGAAUUCCUGGAAUAAGGUCUAGUCUCCAAAGAGAUGAAGAAAAGAGCCACGGACCCAUAUGCAGAGAAAGAUACUUAUAAUAAUUCUUCCUCUCAUGGCAAAGAACUAAAAAUCUAAGAUGGUGCCUAUUGGGUUUUAGUACCUUGCAAAGGAAGCCUAUCAAGCAGCUCACAGUCUACCUGCCAGUUUGAUUCCUAUGUCCUGAAACCAGCGGGAGAGAGUUUUCAGACCUUAAAUGGAAAGGAGCUUUUUAUACAAGGAAAUAGAAUUAAAUUAGGAGCUGGUUUUGCCUAUCCUCUCACAGUGCCCAUUCUCUUUGAAGAAACUUUCUACAAUGAAAAAGAAGAAAGUUUUAGCAUACUAUGUAUAGCUCAUCCAUUGGAGAAAAAAGAGAGCACAGAAGAAUCUUCAACCUCAUCAAAUUCUUUUCCCCUGAAAACAAUUGAAGAUGUAAGAGAAUUUUUGGGAAGAUACUCAGAGAGAUUUGAUAAAAAUAUUGCAUCUUUCCACCGAACAUUCAAAGAUUAUGAAAGAAAGAGCCUCCGUCAUUACAUAGAUUCCGUGAAUGCACUUUAUACUAAAUGCCUCCAGCAGUUGUUAAGAGAUUCUCAUUUGAAAAUGCUUGCCAAACAGGAGCUUCAGAUGAAUUUGAUGAAACAGGCAGUUGAAAUGUAUAUUCAUCAUGAUAUUUAUGAUCUGAUAUUUAAAUAUGUGGGAACUAUUGAAGCAAGUGAGGACGCUGCAUUUAAUAAAAUUACAAGAAGCCUUCAAGAUCUUCAGCAGAAGGAUAUUGGUGUUAAACCAGAAUUCAGCUUCAACAUACCCCGUGCAAAGAGAGAACUGGGUCAACUGAAUAAAUGUACCUCUCCACAACAGAAGUUGGUUUGUCUUCGAAAAGUGGUACAACUAAUUAUGCAAUCUCCUAGCCAAAGAGUUAACAUGGAGACCAUGUGUGCUGAUGAUCUACUGUCUGUCCUGCUGUAUUUACUUGUGAAGACAGAGAUACCAAAUUGGAUGGCAAAUUUGAGUUACAUCAAAAACUUCAGAUUUAGUAGUUCAGCAAAAGAUGAAUUGGGUUACUGUCUGACUUCUAUAGAGGCUGCGAUAGAGUAUAUUCGACAAGGAAAUCUCUCUGAAAAGCCUCCUGAAUCUGAGGGAUUUAGUGACAAAUUGUCUCUUAGACAGAGAAUGAACUUACUAUCCCAGAUGAGUUCGACCCCUAUUGAUUGUUUGUUUAAGCACAUUGCUUCAGGGAACCAGGAAGAAGUAGAAAAACUUUUGUGUCAGGAUGACCAUGAUAAAGACACCAUUCAAAAAAUGUGCCAUCCUCUUUGCUUCUGUGACAACUGUGAGAAAUUGGUCUCUGGGAGACUGAAUGAUCCUUCAGUUGUCACUCCAUUUUCCAGAGAUGACCGGGGCUACACACCAUUGCAUGUAGCUGCUGUUUGUGGGCAAGCAUCAUUCAUUGAUCUGCUGGUUUCCAAAGGGGCUGUAGUGAAUGCAACUGAUUAUCAUGGGUCAACACCUCUUCAUUUGGCUUGUCAGAAGGGCUAUCAGAGUGUUACACUUCUAUUAUUGCACUACAAGGCAAGUACAGAUGUUCAAGACAAUAAUGGCAACACAGCCCUCCAUUUAGCCUGUACCUAUGGUCAUGAAGAUUGUGUGAAGGCUUUAGUCUACUAUGAUGUGCAUUCUUGCAGACUAGAUAUUGGCAAUGAAAAAGGAGACACUCCUCUUCAUAUAGCUGCCCGCUGGGGCUAUCAGGGCAUCAUAGAAGUAUUGCUGCAAAAUGGAGCCAGCACUGAGCUUCAGAACCGAAUGAAAGAAACACCACUGAAAUGUGCAUUAAACUCUAAGAUUGUAUCUGUCAUGGAAGCCAGUCACCUUCCCUUUGAAAGGGGAAAAAGAUCUUCUGAGUCCCCUAUUUGUUCUCCUCAAUAUUCAGUGGAUUCCAUCAGUCAAGCCUCCUCGAUCUCGAGUUUGUCUUCAGUUUGUGCAGACUUAAAACAAGAAGUAAAAAAUAAUUAUAAAGAGGUAGAAAAACUUUUAAGAGCUGUUGCUGAUGGAGAUCUAGAAAUGGUACGAUAUCUCUUGGAAUGGAUAGAUGAAGAUUUAGAAGAUGGAGAGGAUAUUGCCAGAACAGCAAACCUUGAAUUUUGUCACCCCUUAUGCCAGUGUCCAAAGUGUGCUCCACGGCAAAAGAAGCUUGAAAGGAUUCCUGUCAAUGGACUUGAAGUGAAUGUUACCAAUCAGGAUGGCUUCACUGCACUGCAUGUGGCUGUGCUGCAUGGUCGAACUGAUCUUGUCUCCCUCCUUUUGAAACAUGGUGCCAAUGUGGAUGCCAAGAAUGUUAAUCGGGCUACCCCACUUCAUCUUGCCUGCCAGAAGGGACACUCUCAGGUGGUAAAGAGCCUAAUGGACUUUGGUGCAAAGCAAAAUACAAAGGAUUCAAGUGGCAACACUCCCCUCAUUUAUGCUUGUCUGAAUGGUCAUCAUGAAACAGCUGCUUUAUUACUGGAAGUAAGAAAAACCUCAAAACAGCAUGGUGCCUCUCUUAAUGCUUCUAACAACAGGGGCAACACAGCAUUGCAUGAAGCUGUGAUAGGACAUCAUACCAUCCUGGUGGAACUCCUGCUGCUCCAUGGAGCAUCGGUUCAUGUUAGGAAUAAGAGGCAGUGUACACCUCUGGACUGUGCUGAACAGAAUACAGAGAUCAUGGAAUUGUUGCAGACAGUACCCAGAUGUGUUGCAAUGUCAGAAGAUGCUACAGAAACAGAUGGUGAAGAACAUGCUGCUGUUAAGAUCAGGAAAAAGUUGAAUUCAAGGCAACAUGGACCAGCAGAUGAUACCUUAAGCAGAAGAUUUCAGUUUGUUCAUUCAAUUAAUCGGUUUAAGGCAAAAACUUCACGUGAAACCAUAACAAGAGACAGAAGUGUCCCCAAUUUUGAUGAUGACUUUUUGAGUCAAGAAGCAGUUCUGAGAGAUAAUAAAGUCAAGUUAGAAGAUGAUCCACUGGAGCAGAGCAGAUCUGAGACUCCUGAUGAAGAAAAUAACAGCAAACUGGUGAUGGGCACAGGGACACAGAUGGUGCACAGAACUAAGCGAAUGCAGCGGAGGCACACAGUCAAUGAAGCUCUUGUAUCACAGGACCCAGAAAUGGCCUCUAGUAGUGACUUAGCAGCUCUUGAAAAGCCAAGUGUUUUACCCUCUGAAGACUCUUAGCAGUCACAAAGAAUUGUUCAUUUGCUGCCAAAAAAGUAAAGAACUAUCAAGAUAAUGUUGCUGAUAUUUAAAACAAGACUUAGGAUCGCACCUUCAAAACUGGCUUGGAAGAAUAAGCCUUCAACAGAAAGCUGUUGCAAGGUUUGUACUUUAGAGCUGGAACCUAUUUUCAGAAAGUUCUUCAUGGAACUGUUUUGUGGCAGACUGAAGCAGGGCAAGAUUAAUGUAAAGAAUAUAGCCAGAAAAAUAUUCCCUCUUUUUUGGCUUCUCUUUCGAAGUUAAAGCACUUGAAAAGCACAGCACAAAGCAGUGGUUUCUGAAUCUUUUAAGCCCUGCCCUGGGUUUAAAUAUUUGUUUCCUUUGGUUAAAGGGAGAGCUUUUAAUGACCUCUUCUACUGAAAGGUUUUGAACCAAUGUAGUGUUUAAGUGUAACAUAGCAAACUUUAUAAAUUCAAAUUCUCUAUGCUGCAAUAAGCCGAAUAAAGCAGUUAGUCUUCACAAGACUCUGAAGAUGCUGUACAAAAAGGUAACAUUUGAAUGAAGAAAGCAAAAUUAAAAAAAAAAAACGAACCCCAACUCCUUUGCAAAGCAACACAAGGAUAACCAAAUCACAACUAAAUGCAUUUAUUUUUAGUAAAGGUAUAUUGUUUGUCCUACAAAUAAAUAUGAAAAAAGCUAGGUGUAAUGCUUUUUCUAGUAAGAUAUACAGAUAAUUUGGUCCUCUUCACAUAUGCGCCUGUGUAGCAGUGAGAACUUGCAUAUUCAUGGAAACACUUCUCUUAGUUAAGAUACUCUUCCUCAAAUGCCACACUUCAAGGAUGGCCACUAAAAUUAAAGUUUAGAUCUGGCAUCUCUUUCCUAACAGGCUUUUGAUUAAACUUCUGUGAACAUGUCAUAGACCAGGUUAAUGUGAUUUUGAUUUAAGGAAUCAUUGCCAUAUUCACAUUCAUUUCUUUUUAAAUUUCUAAAGAAAAUAUUGGUUUUAUUUAGUUUUUUAAUGUAUGCUGUCAAUAACUUGUCUAGGGCCCCAGACUUUCGGGAUUGUCUGGAGUGUGUUUUCAGAUACCUUUUUACUAUUUAAAAAAAAAUGGUUCAUGCAUGCUAUUGGAAACACUUGUGUGCUUGUAGAUGGGAGGGGUUUGUGUAUAUUUUUCUAAAAAAAUAAUUUAUGAUUUCUGCUAAUUUUCUAAUGUGCCUUGGAUAUGUGCCAAAUGAUGGAAAAGAAACAGUAAAGUUUAUGAUUCUUGAAAAUA